AUUAUUCUCUCCUCCACAUACAGAGAGCUGACACUCGACACCGCUCAAUCCUCGUACCCAAUUACGGCCGGAGGAAACUUCCCCACGACCGAGUGCUGGUUGUGGGCCGUCUUCUUCUGUUGGAUUGGUAUCACACCUACAUUGUGUUUUCUCCGGCUGGCUUAGAGGAUUUCCCGUUCCCGGAGAUGAAUAAUAUUCUAUGGGAACCAGCCGUUUGGUUACUGAGAAAACUUGAAAAUGGAAGAAGAUAAAAAUGAGGAUUCUAUCUUUAAAAGCCGACAAGAUGGUUGCACAGGAGUUCACCGUUGAUUUGAAUAAACCCCUCGUCUUCCAGGUCGGCCAUCUGGGAGAAGCUUAUCAAGAGUGGGUUCAUCAACCCAUUGUUAGCAAGGAAGGCCCUCGAUUCUUUGAAAGUGAUUUUUGGGAGUUCUUGACCCGCACAGUUUGGUGGGCAGUUCCAACCAUUUGGCUGCCAGUUGUAUGCUUUUGCAUCUCCAUGACAAUACAAGUGGGCCAUACACUUCCUCAGGUAGCUCUGUUGGUGGUAGCUGGCAUUUUUGUGUGGACACUUGUCGAGUAUACCUUGCACCGUUUCCUUUUCCACAUCAAAACGAAGACAUACUGGGGAAACACCAUGCAUUAUCUUCUUCAUGGCUGCCAUCAUAAGCACCCAAUGGAUGGCUUGAGACUUGUUUUCCCACCUGCUGCAACAGCUAUACUUUUGGUACCGUUCUGGAACUUCGUCAAGCUUAUAUCUACUCCUACAACCACUCCUGCAUUGUUUGGAGGCGGUUUACUGGGUUAUGUGAUGUAUGAUUGCACCCAUUACUACCUCCACCAUGGUCAACCAUCGAGCAAUGUGCCACGAAAUCUCAAGAAAUACCACUUGAAUCAUCAUUUCCGGGUCCAGAAUAAAGGGUUUGGGAUCACAUCAGCGUUAUGGGACAAGGUGUUUGGAACACUUCCUUCAUCAAAAACAGCUGAGAAAAGUAGAUAAUAUAUGGAAUGUAGCAUCUAUUUCAUGGGCUAUGAGUAGCUAGUUUCAGGGUAUUCAACUAAUAUAUUUUUAAGCGAUCUUUCAUCUGCUGUGAAUUUAUUUUGAUAUUGUGUCUCUUCUUGAUGCCUUUACUGUGGUGGAAAGUACCUUAUAAUUGGGAUGUAUGUCAUCAGGUUUGUUUGUGAAGGGAAAGUUCUCAUACUUGUCUAAUUACCAAUUUGUCUAGAUUGCUUGUUCAUUGUUCUAUGUCCCCCGAGUAAUGUAAUUUUGAUAGCCUGAAAUUCUCUCAUUGGUUUACAACUUUUAGAAGGAAAGAAAAUGCCUUUUUUCUUUUCU
This is a messenger RNA of Juglans regia (Persian walnut), 1333 nucleotides long. RefSeq names its product dihydroceramide fatty acyl 2-hydroxylase FAH1-like. The transcript has 8 exons. Gene Ontology annotation, biological process: fatty acid metabolic process; lipid biosynthetic process. The record is from RefSeq and is a predicted model, not a curated record. Gene Ontology annotation, cellular component: membrane; endoplasmic reticulum. Gene Ontology annotation, molecular function: iron ion binding; fatty acid 2-hydroxylase activity. The coding region runs from base 254 to 997 and encodes 247 amino acids. NCBI's taxonomy places the organism in Eukaryota, Viridiplantae, Streptophyta, Magnoliopsida, Fagales, Juglandaceae.